This is a messenger RNA of Anopheles maculipalpis, 1398 nucleotides long. Its product is annotated as phenoloxidase-activating factor 2-like. Lineage: Eukaryota; Metazoa; Arthropoda; Insecta; Diptera; Culicidae. Gene Ontology annotation, molecular function: serine-type endopeptidase activity. The coding region runs from base 86 to 1366 and encodes 426 amino acids. The record is from RefSeq and is a predicted model, not a curated record. Gene Ontology annotation, biological process: proteolysis. The transcript is spliced from 3 exons.
GCAACAACGAACUACUUCAUUCUCCUCAGAGCCUAGCGUUCGAGAGCACAACUACCCGGUAAAAUCGAAAUUCAUAGUCGUCGCCAUGCAGCGGUUCUGUGCGGCAUUGGCGUUGCUGGCGCUAGUCGCCCUUUCCUUCCAGCCAACAGUUGCUGACGAUCUCAGCCUGGACGAUCUGAUCAACUCGGUAUUCACGACAGCCUCGCCGGGUAAGGAUGUUCCACCACCAACGUCGGCACCACCACCACCACCGACGCCAGCGGUCGGCGUGAAGGGAGGACCGUGUGGAAAUGAAGCCGUAUGCAUCCAGAAGUACCUUUGCUCCAACAGCAGCACAUCCGGCGAGGGACUGAUCGAUAUUCGCUUCUCGGAUGAUAAUCCAUGCGUCGACUAUCUGCUGCAGUGUUGCUACGACGAGGACAUUAUACAACCUCCGCCGCCAGUACCACCAACCCCCAACCCAGUGCCAAAUCCUAAUCCGAACCCCGGUACAAACACUGGUAUAAAUCCUGGCGCAAUGCACGAUUCACGCUGCGGUCGGCGCAAUGUAGAUGGUAUCGGAUUCCGCAUCACCGGCUCGAAGAACAGUGAAGCUGAGUAUGGUGAGUUCCCGUGGAUGGUGGCGAUCCUGAAGACGGAGGAAGUGCUCGGACAGUUGCGUGAAAACGUGUAUACGUGCGGUGGUUCGCUGAUUCACAGACAGGUCGUGCUGACGGGUGCACACUGUGUCCAGAACAAGGCACCGUCCCAACUGAAGGUACGCGUUGGCGAGUGGGAUACACAGACGAAGAACGAAAUCUACCCGCACCAGGACCGGUCGGUGGUGGAAAUUGUUGUCCAUCCGGACUACUACAAGGGUGGACUGCAUAACGAUGUGGCACUCCUGUUCUUGGACUCUCCCGUUGAACCGAAUGAGAGCAUCCAGACGGUGUGUCUGCCGCCCCAGGAUAUGGUGUUCAACCACGAGACUUGCUUCGCCAGUGGAUGGGGUAAGGACGUCUUUGGUAAGGCGGGCACCUACCAGGUAAUCCUGAAGAAGAUCGAUCUGCCGGUCGUGCCGAACGAUCAGUGUCAGACGGCACUCCGCACCACCAGACUCGGUGCCAAGUUUAAUUUGCACAAGAGCUUCAUCUGUGCCGGAGGUGUGCCCGGUAAGGAUACGUGCAAGGGUGACGGUGGCUCUCCGCUCGUUUGCCCCAUCCCCAACUCCCCGCACCAUUACUAUCAGACUGGGCUGGUCGCGUGGGGCAUCGGUUGCGGUGAGAACGGCAUCCCGGGCGUUUACGCCAACGUGGCCAAAUUCCGUGGCUGGAUCGAUCAACACAUGGUGCAGCGUAACUUCGGCACGGACAGCUACACGCCUUAGUGCUCGUCACAGCGAGAGACUUACUUUCCACC